UGUUCCGGUGUGUCUCGGCGCUCACCCCCGCCCCUCUUUCCCGCUUUCCCUUCGCUCCUGCCUCUCACUGCUACCCCUCGCUGCUCCCCCUCGCUGCUCCACCUCGCUGCUCCCCCUCGCUGCUCCCCCUCGCUGCCCCCCCUCGCUACCCCCCUGCACCGUGGCGAGCGCACCAGCGUGUGUUGGAGCAGCGCAUCACCCACUGCCUGCAGCGAGUGGCCAGCGGGGACGCCACCAGUGCUUGUGAUGCAUGCAGGGAUGGGGGGGGUUGCAUGGAGCAGAACCUCCUCUGA
Molecule: messenger RNA, 293 nt
Organism: Closterium sp. Naga37s-1
Lineage: Eukaryota; Viridiplantae; Streptophyta; Zygnematophyceae; Desmidiales; Closteriaceae
Source: the annotation of a GenBank genome assembly